Messenger RNA from Cuscuta europaea, 1098 nucleotides. NCBI's taxonomy places the organism in Eukaryota, Viridiplantae, Streptophyta, Magnoliopsida, Solanales, Convolvulaceae. The record is from the annotation of a GenBank genome assembly.
AAACUAUAUAGCAAUAAAAAAUAAUGGAUUCUGUUUGCGCAACAAGUUGUGUAAAAGAUGUGAAAGUCCCCGUCGUGAGAGCAACCUACGUGAACCUCUAUAAAUGGCCGGAGUCCGACGCCGAGUUCAUUCGCUCGGUGAGCGCUGGCCGCCACUCUCGGGUGGUGGACAGUGUAUCCUGCCGGCAAUUGUAUUUGAGAAGCUACACCUUCUCGAGGGCAGACAGCGACGAUGAGGGUAACUGGAAGAAGGAGGAAACCACCGGAAAGAUGACGUCCCAAUGUGCUGCCGCCGGGCGCCGCCGCCUUUGCUGGAGGAGGAAAUCGAAAAGUUUGAGGUUUCGAAAGGCUGUGGUUUCAAUCUUUCGGAGGUUGCUAUCUUGCACGGCCACGGUUGACGUAGUCGUUGAUUAUUAAUGGAUACUUAUGUUCAAAAUAUACGCAGUAUAAUUUGUAAUUUUUGAAUUUAUGACUAUCUAUUAUAGGGUGUACAACACGUUUUUACUGGGAUUGUUUGGAGUUCAAACUAGAGACCUCCAAAAGAGUUGGACUUGGGGUACACACUUUUUGUGUACACAUUUUUUACGCAUGUCUGUGUAAGGUUUUUUUUAUGUCUGUACAGACAUUACGUGUUUUUAAAACACGUUAUGUCUGUACAGACAUAAAAAAAAACUUACACAGACAUGUGUAAAAAGUGUGUACACAAAAAAGUGUGUACCUUUAGAAUUUUUCCCUCCAAAAAUAAAUAGAUUAUGACAAAUCAAACUAGAUUUAAAUAUAUCAAACUACACCAGAUUUCGAUAGUUGUAAAAUGUAUGACUGAGUGCGGUCUGGAAUGGUCCGAGGAUCGCGCGGAAUAUAUUAGCAAACCCCAUAAUGUAUCAAUGAGGUUUUAAACAGUUUGAUAUUGUCCAGUUCUAAGCUUGAAACUAUAUUGUACCAUGCCGUUUAGAAAUGGCACAAAAGGCUACAGACAGACGCCUUAAUCAAGACAAACAUCUUAGUUCAGACAGGACUUGAUAGAAAAAAGUAAACAACCCCUUAAUUACUCAAGUCUUAUGUAUCUUGUUAUUUUUAAGAUAAAUAAAUAAAUUUGUUC